AUUAAAAAAGCGGCUGGUUUCUGGUUUUUGCGAAAUCGGCUGACUUCACACUUCACAGUGCUGAAUCGUCUCUCUCUAAUCUCUCGUCUCUGCCUAAACUCUUUUCUCAGUCGCUUCGCAAAAACCCCACUUCCAACAGAGACCAAAGAGUCGAAUCUUCCCAGGUGUGUGGUAUGUGGUGUACUGCACAUAUCACCGUUGCAAUCGUUUCAUCAUUUCGGGUCUUGAAUUGCCUCUGUUCGUUUUGAGUUAACUUGGGACUCCUUAAAGUUUGGAAGGCCAUCAUGGGCUAUGCACAGUUAGUAAUUGCCUAAUUGGCCCUGCUGGCAGUGGAAAGUCAACAUACUGCUCCAGUCUGUACCAACACUGUGAAGCACUUGGGCGCUCGAUACACAUUGUGAACCUUGACCCUGCUGCUGAGAAUUUUGACUAUCCAGUGGCUAUGGAUAUUAGGGAGCUCAUUAGUUUGGAUGAUGUUAUGGAGGAACUUGGUCUGGGUCCCAAUGGUGGUCUUAUAUACUGCAUGGAGAAUCCUUUUUAUUUAUAUUUUUGCCUGAUGUAGUACAAGCUUUUUUCUUCUUUUUUUUUCCUAUUCUUUACUCCCUCGUUGCAUCAUUUCAGUUGGGAUUAUUCCUUACAUUAUAAGGGGUUAAACCUUAAUUGUCGUAUAGACAUUUUGAAGAAAAUCUGGAUGAUUGGUUGACUGAAGAGUUGGACAAUUACAUGGAUGAUGACUAUCUGGUUUUCAACUGCCCAGGCCAGAUAGAACUCUUUACACAUGUUCCAGUACUUCAUAACUUCGUGGAGCAUUUGAAGCAUAAGAAUUUCAAUGUUUGUGGUGUAUAUUUGCUUGAUUCACAGUUCAUCACAGAUGUGACCAAGUUUAUCAGUGGGUGCAUGGCAUCCCUUUCUGCAAUGGUCCAACUUGAACUGCCCCAUGUUAAUAUUCUGUCCAAAAUGGAUCUUGUGACAAACAAAAGGGAUAUUGGAAACUACUUGGAUCCAGAGCCUCACCUUCUGCUGUCAGAGUUGAAUGAAUGAAUGGCUCCUCAAUUCAAAAGGCUGAAUAAAUCUUUGAUUGAAUUGGUAAAUCACUAAGGGACUUGCACUUUAUACAUAAAUAAAGAGUGAGAUUAUUC
Molecule: messenger RNA, 1139 nt
Organism: Rubroshorea leprosula
Lineage: Eukaryota; Viridiplantae; Streptophyta; Magnoliopsida; Malvales; Dipterocarpaceae
Source: the annotation of a GenBank genome assembly